AUGGCUGCCUACUUCCAGGCUGAGAAUGUUGUAGAUCCCUCAUUACUGGGAGCAUUGGUCGGGCCAAUGCUGUCUGUGUCAGGCGGCCAGCGGUCCCGACAGACUGGCGAGGCCAUGGGCGCGCCCUGCCCCCACCUCGGCAUUCCCUUAGGCCAACGGCCCUGGGCGCAAGAUACCCCGGCUGCCCCUUUUACCAGCACAGACGUCGAAUACGUCGACGAUGAAGGCGGGAACCUCCAGUUCACAGACAAGGUUCACUCCAGGACCCUGGCCGAGGGCUUGCGCCGACUCGUCAACACCAAAGCGGGGCCCAGCGACCUGACAUGCCAUCUGACAGAACGCGGCUGCGCCAAAGUCUUCCAAAGCAACUCCCUCAUCUACGACUUCGAAUGCGAGGACGUCUUCAAGAAAAUUCGGAACUUGCGACUGGCCGGAAAGUUCUGCGACUUGACGGUAAAAGUCGGGAAGCUGGACAUCCCGUGUCACAGGAUGGUCUUAGCGGCUUUCAGUAACUACUUUGAGCUGAUGCUCUUCGGAGACUUCGUGGAAAGUAAAAACGACUACAUUUGGCUUCGGGACGUCUCGGCACCUGUGGUGAAUGAAAUCAUGGACUACGCGUACUCCGGAGAGAUCACCAUCACCAGUAAGAACGUGGAGACGCUGAUGCACGCCAGCUCCAUCUUCCAGCUCGCGCCGCUCGCCAAGGCCUGCUGUGAGUUUCUCCGGCGGCAGCUGGACGUGGAGAACUCGGUCGGCAUCAUGAAGUUUGCCGAUCUGUACACGCGCAAGAAGCUCGCAGACGAGGCACGUGCGUACGUCCUAGAGAACCUGCCACAGGUGUCGUGUUCGGAAGAUUUCCAGCAGCUGAGUCUGGAGGACAUGGAGAGCAUAGUGACAGACAGGGCGUGUCGCUGGGGCAGGGAGACCGUCUUCGAGGCCGUCAUGAAAUGGGUCAGGCCUGACGACACGGGUCUCAGGGAGCACCUUCCACGACUCCUCAAGAAAAUGAAACUAAGACUGAUCAAUGAAGGAUACCUCGAGAACACAGUUAAGACGUCAGCGGUAGUUCUGAGGUCGAAGGAAGCCAUGGAGGAAGUGGGGAGGGCAGAGAACGAAAUAAGUGAACGCAAGAAGAAAACAUUUUCAACUCAGGUGGUGGUGCAGGUAGGCGGCAUCAGCGGUGGAGAACAGCCGGGAUGUCAGAGUGACAAAGUCAGCCAUGUUGACGUCCUGGAGCCCGACAGUAAGUGUUGGGCCAUCAUCUCGUCUCUGCCGGACAGAAUCAAGUACUGCCACCACGCCGUGUCGGCCUGGGACAACGACAUCUACAUCUUAGCCGUUUUCGACGAGAAGGGACGGUCGGAGUUUUGGCGGUUUGCGACGCAGACGAACAUGUGGUACCGGCUGCCCGACCCUCUGCUACAGCGCGUACGUCAGGGCCGCGUCCGCCUCGAAACGCUGAACGGCCGCGUUUACGCCAUCGGGGGCAUGACGGAGGUAUCAAGUUUCGAAGACUGUUUCGAGGCUUACGAUCCCUGCGCGAACUCGUGGAAGAAACUGCCCAGAAUCCUGAAAUCUGUGAGGAAAAUCGCGACAGCGGUCUGUAGCGGGAAGUUGUUCGUGUUCGGUUACCAAGGCGACGACCCACAAGAGCGCGAGAUGGAGGUGCAAUGUUACGAUCCUGGGAACGAGACGUGGGACGUGGAGUCGGUGAGCUCGUACCACGGCGGGAAGAGGCAGUACCAGGCCAUCGGGCUCGGCAGGAAGAUCUACAUGAUGCCCAUAUUAGGCAGUCCCCGCCCCAAAGAACAGCCACCUGCAGUGCGGCAUGACGACGCUAGGGGACGGGAUUAUCAUCACCGGCGGGAGGGACACCUUCGAGGCGGCGUACCUGACUCCGGGUUUUGA
Messenger RNA from Branchiostoma floridae (Florida lancelet), 1908 nucleotides. RefSeq names its product kelch-like protein 21. Gene Ontology annotation, molecular function: protein binding. The transcript has 5 exons. The record is from RefSeq and is a predicted model, not a curated record. Bases 1 to 1908 code for a protein of 635 amino acids. NCBI's taxonomy places the organism in Eukaryota, Metazoa, Chordata, Leptocardii, Amphioxiformes, Branchiostomatidae.